Messenger RNA from Glycine soja, 1546 nucleotides. Its product is annotated as lipid phosphate phosphatase 2-like. The transcript is spliced from 8 exons. Lineage: Eukaryota; Viridiplantae; Streptophyta; Magnoliopsida; Fabales; Fabaceae. Gene Ontology annotation, molecular function: phosphatidate phosphatase activity. Gene Ontology annotation, biological process: phospholipid metabolic process. The record is from RefSeq and is a predicted model, not a curated record. The coding region runs from base 328 to 1296 and encodes 322 amino acids.
CACUCUCUGUGCGCCUUUCUCUACUAUACUUACGCUUUUUCUAUUUCUUUUAUUUAUUUUCCGUUUCAAGUCAAAACCACGAUGAAUUGAGUUACCGGAGUUCAAAAAUCCGUUUAAUUCUUCAAACGACGUCGAGUGUCAAAAAUAAAUAAAUUACUAGUCACCGUCUUCAAUCAACGAUUUAAUUGUCCGAGUUCGAUUUGUUUUUGUUAAACUUUGAACUAAUAAUUGUGGCCGUAGAAUGAGAAGCGCUUGAUUUUCUGUCUAUGCAAGUUUUUGAAGGAAAAAAAGAAGAAGAAACCCUUGCCAGAGAUGUAACUCAAAAAAAUGCCAGAAAUUCAGUUGGGUAUGCAUACUAUCAGAUCACAUGGAACUAGAGUGGCAAGGAUACAUAUGCAUGACUGGUUGAUUCUUUUGCUUCUGGUGAUCAUCGAUGCUGUCUUGAAUAUAAUACAGCCAUUUCACCGUUUUGUUGGAGAGGGGAUGAUGACAGACCUUAGAUACCCAUUGAAAGCUAAUACAAUUCCCUUUUGGGCUGUUCCGAUAAUAGCAAUAUUGUUACCACUGGCUGUUUUUCUCGUUUACUAUUUCAUUCGUAAGGAUGUCUAUGACCUCCACCAUGCUAUACUGGGCCUUCUAUUUUCCGUACUCAUUACUGCGGUGAUGACUGAUGCUAUCAAGGAUGCUGUUGGACGGCCAAGGCCAGACUUCUUCUGGCGUUGUUUCCCUGAUGGAAAAGGGGUGUUUGAUCCAGUAACAAGUAAUGUUCUGUGUACUGGAGAUAAGGGUGUUAUUAAGGAAGGGCACAAAAGUUUCCCCAGUGGACAUACCUCUUGGUCAUUUGCUGGUCUUGUUUAUCUUGCUUGGUAUCUAUCUGGAAAACUCAGGGCAUUUGACCGCAGGGGGCAUGUUGCAAAGCUCUGUCUUGUUUUCUUACCAUUCCUCGUGGCAGCUAUGAUUGCUGUCUCUCGUGUUGAUGAUUAUUGGCAUCAUUGGCAAGAUGUGUUUGCUGGAGCUCUAAUAGGGAUGGUAAUUGCUUCCUUUUGUUACUUACAAUUCUUUCCACCUCCUUAUGACAUAGACGGUUGGGGACCACAUGCAUAUUUCCAGAUGUUAGCUGAAUCUCGUAAUGGGGCUCAGCCCUCUACUGUCAAUAAUGAGAUUCAUCAUGUGCAAUCGGCUGAGCUUCAGGCUGUAUCUUUGUAUAUCCCACCUCAACAUGAUGCAGAUACACGAGGCAAUAGCUGGGAUUCAAGCCCCAUGUUAGGUGCAUCCCAAAACGUAAGAGCACACUGAUGACAGAGGAAAGAUCACCAACAUGUCCAUAAUCUGUAAAAAUUAUAGGGGUUCGUUGCUGAUAAACCACUUUAGCAUCGUUGGCGGUUUAAAAAUGCGGAUAUCAAUCAAUUCCUUUGGUUGGAUUGGAAAUUUGGGAUGUCAUGUUAGUUGUCUUUAAUUUUCCGACCAGCUUAUAUUUGUUAUUAGUUGUCAAAGCACUGUUUUUAUGUCUAGUUUUUAUAUAAUGAGAAUGAUUUAAUCGGCUCAA